Molecule: messenger RNA, 2067 nt
Organism: Manihot esculenta (cassava)
Lineage: Eukaryota; Viridiplantae; Streptophyta; Magnoliopsida; Malpighiales; Euphorbiaceae
Product: probable bifunctional methylthioribulose-1-phosphate dehydratase/enolase-phosphatase E1 2
Exons: 11
Coding region: 173-1921 (582 amino acids)
Cellular component (GO): cytoplasm
Molecular function (GO): magnesium ion binding; methylthioribulose 1-phosphate dehydratase activity; acireductone synthase activity
Source: RefSeq, a predicted model, not a curated record
CCCUCUCCAUGUCCCUCUAUCCAAACAAAGCAUAAGAAUUGGGAGGGAAGGAGGCCAUGAAUGAUGAAACGUCCUUUCUGUUCUCUGUUUCAACGAAGACUAUCACUAAUGACCCGAGACCCAAAAUAUAACGUUUCAUCUCUCAUGCUCUCUCCAACGAGGGGGCAACAAAAUGGAGCCUUCAUCUUCAUCAUCGGGAUCAGUGAAUGGGAGUAGUUUAAUGGUGAUGACAGAGUCGCAUUCGCAAUCAAUUGUGGUCCAAAAAGACAAGGCAGUGACGAGUAUGUCUCGGGCGUAUUUGGAGAACAAAGCAGUGAGUGAUGCCAAGAGCUUAAUAGCAGAGCUGUGCCGCCAGUUUUACGCGAUGGGGUGGGUUUCGGGUACUGGUGGAAGCGUCACCGUCAAAGUCCACGAUGACUCUGUUCCUCGGCUCGACCAGCUUAUUGUCAUGUCCCCUUCUGGUUUUCAGAAGGAGAGAAUGGUACCGGAGGAUAUGUACGUGCUAUCACCUGAUGGGUUUAUAUUAUCAUCCCCUGCUUCUAAGCCAUAUCCAUACAAGCCUCCCAAAUGUACUGAUUGUGCUCUUCUUUUUAUGAAGGUGCUUCUUCAAUUGGUGAUUUUUGGUUUUUCUAUUUUUCUUGCAUUCACAUUAUAUUUGUGUGUUUUCUUACAACAGUUUCUUUUUUUUUUUGUGGGGGUUCAGGUUUAUGGGAUGUGUAAUGCUGGGGCUGUUAUUCACAGUCAUGGAAUGGAGUCAUGUCUUGUAACUAUGAUCAAUCCUUUCUUGAAGGAGUUUCGAAUUACUCAUAUGGAGAUGAUAAAAGGAAUUCAAGGACAUAGUUACUCUGAUGAGCUUGUGGUCCCAAUAAUUGAAAAUACUUCCCAUGAAGGAGAAUUGACUGAGCCAAUUGCUGAGGCUAUAAGAGCUUACCCAAAGGCAACUGCUGUGCUUGUUCGCAACCAUGGGGUGUAUAUAUGGGGAGAUUCAUGGAUCAGCGCCAAGACACAGGCUGAAUGCUAUCAUUAUCUCUUUGAUGCUGCUAUCAAGCUACACCAAUUGGGGUUGGACUGCUCCGCACCGUGUCAUGGCCCCAUUGGCAAGGUUAAUGGAUUUUGGGGAUCUGGUGGAAAUUUCAGCAGGAGUUUCAGAACUGCGGCUUUUGGUUUAGAUUACAUGAUGGAGCCUUCCCAACAUUGCAUACUGCUUGACAAUGAAGGGACGGCUACUCCUACAUCAUUUAUUACCGAUGUUCUUUUCCCUUAUGCACUUGAUAAUGUAGGAAAACAUUUAGCUGCAACAUAUGGCAGUAAAGAAACUCAAGAAGAUAUCAAUCUGCUACGAUCUCAAAUUCAGGAUGAUUUUGAGCAAGGUGUUUCUGGUGCUGUCCCAAUCCCACCUGAUUAUGUUGGGAAAGAGUUGGUAAUCGCGUCUUUGGUUGCCAAUGUGGAAUCAAUGAUGAGGAGUGACAGGAAAGUCAUUGCUCUGAAACAACUACAAGGUCAUAUAUGGAGAACUGGAUUUCAAAGCAAUGAAUUGGUUGGUGUUGUAUUUGAUGAUGUGCCAGAAGCUCUUGAAAGGUGGGAUGCUUCAGGCAUCAAGGUGUAUGUAUAUUCUAGUGGCAGCAGGGAAUCACAACAACUCCUUUUUGCCAAAUCUAACUAUGGUGACUUGAGAAAAUACUUCUGUGGAAUUUUUGAUACUACAAUGGGGAACAAAAAGGAAACACGGAGUUAUUCUGAAAUUUUUCAAACAGUGGGAGUUGAUAAGCCAUCAGAUAUUUUAUUUGUGACAAAUGUCUUUGAAGAAGCUGUGGCAGCUAGGGCUGCAGGUUUGGAAGUCAUAAUCUCAGUCCGGCCGGGAAAUGGACCUUUGCCUGAGAAUCAUGGAUUUAGAACUAUUAAAUCCUUGUUGGAAAUCUAAUUGUUAUUAUAGUCUAAUACCCAGUUGUGUAAUGCAAGUAAAUUGCUAGUAUUUUUUGUCUUUAAUAUCAAAAUUCUUGUGCAUUAAAGUUUCUUCAGUGCUUUGGAGUAUAUGUUAUCUAAUUUAUUUAUAUGGGUUUAGCCCUU